Triticum aestivum (bread wheat) is the source of this 2288-nucleotide messenger RNA. RefSeq lists its product as uncharacterized. NCBI's taxonomy places the organism in Eukaryota, Viridiplantae, Streptophyta, Magnoliopsida, Poales, Poaceae. The record is from RefSeq and is a predicted model, not a curated record. Bases 312 to 1175 code for a protein of 287 amino acids. Gene Ontology annotation, biological process: DNA replication. Gene Ontology annotation, molecular function: DNA binding. Gene Ontology annotation, cellular component: nucleus. The transcript has 2 exons.
UAAAUGAGACACGUAUUAUCAUAUAAAAUAAUACCCAAACGGAACCUAAAAAAUGGUCAGUUGAAUAUAUCCAGUCGCAAAAAAAAAAGAAUAUAUCCAGUAGAGUUUAGCCCAAGUCAAACGUAUAUAUCUUAUCUGGCCACGAGACGGUUGCUCCCCACCGCUUAGCAGUUAGCACGCCUCGUCAAAUCAAAUAACUAACCGUCCCAAGAACUUGAGAAGACCUCGCUGCACCCAAUCCCAACCCCUGAACCCUGCCCCCUGCCCCCCACUCUCCUCGGGAUCGCCUUCUCCUCGCAGCCCGGCCGGCGAUGGGUGGAGGGAUGGCAGCAGACCUGACGCACGGGGCGGUGGCGGCGCUGGUGUCGGGGCUGGGGCAGGUGAUGGGCGCCGUGCUGCAGGUUGUGGGCGCGCCGGGGCCAGCGCCGGCGGGAACCGUGGCCGGCACGGGGCAGUUCGGCCUCGUGCUCUCCGACGGCGUGCACUCGCUGGAGGCGGUGCUGGACGUCACCAUGGACGUCACCAUGGACGGCCUCGUCACCGCCGGCCUCCUCCGCGCCGGCUCCGUUGUCCGAGUCCUCGACUACCGCUACAGCUAUGCCACGAACCGAAGGGCCUUCGUUGUUUUCCAGUUCGAGAUACUGCAAGCUGAGUGCACGCUGAUCGGGAGUCCCACAAUUUAUGAGGUCAGUGACGCCGCUCAGCCGAAGAACGGAUGCUAUUCUGAUAGACUGGGCAUAUAUAGGCCUGACAUGAUCUCAAAGGUUCAGCAAGGUGUUACCAACAUAGCAUGUUCUCGUGAUCAAGGCUUGGCAGGUUCCUCUCGUGCUCCAAGGGUAGAGCAUGCUGUGAACAAUCUGCAUGGAUUUUAUGAUUUAGUGUCAGCCCAGAACACAAUAGAUGCCAAUAUGCAGCAGCUUUCACUGAGGAAUCAAGGCCAAGGGCUCGCGGCUCCUCCGACAAACUGGGAAGGCUUCGACUGUACCGGCAAUACAUACCAAACCAUUGCACAGAUCAAGGAUGAGAACUUUAGGAUGUCCAGUCAACCUGACUUGAUCACGGUUGUGGCUGCAGUUUCACAUGUAGACAGUGGUGCCUUCUGCUACCCAUCUUGCGCCUUGAUGUUCGACGGUGAGAAAUGCAAUAACAAGCUGAAAGUUGAUGGUGAUGGGUAGUGGUGCACGAGAUGCCUCUGGAGGUCCCAGACCUGCGAGUACCGGUACAUGCUGAACUGCCAAAUCAGUGACCAUACUGGUUCAACCAAUGCUACAGUCUUGCAAGAGGCUGCCGAGGAAAUAAUUGGCCACACAGCACAAGAACUCCUCAUGAUAAAAGAUGUCGAGAAAGACGGUGUAAAAUUUGAGGAAAUCAUGCAGGGGAUCCUUUGGCGUCAGUAUGUACUUAAGCUGAGAGUCGAGGGGCAUGGUGUGAUAACGAAACGCAGCAUAGUUGAGGCUGAGAAGUUGGAGUCACCGUAUACGAGCCAUCUCCUAGGGGUGAUCGGCAACCUGUUAAAGAGUGAUUCGUCCUCAACUCCAUGGGUGCAAUGUGGCGUGGCCCCAACCGCCCGUCGUCCCACAAAUCUGAAGGCACAACACACUUUUGGAACUUCCAACAACUCCUAUGGCAGCAUGAGGAGCACCAGGGGCGCAAGCUAUCUACACUCCGCCGAUCAGCUUCCGCAUUUCUCUACUCCACCAUCAGCCUAUGGCAGCAUGAUGAGCACGGGUGGCGCAAGCUAUCAGCACACGUCAGAUCAGCUUCCACAUAUCUCUACUCCACCAUCAGCCUAUGGCAGCAUGAUGAGCAUGGGUGUGGUGCGACCUAUCGGCACAUGGCAGCUUCCACAGAUGUCUACCCCACCAUCAGCCUAUGGCAGCAUGAUGAGCACCGGUGACGCAAGCUAUUGGCCUUGGGAAGGUUAUCUUCCAUAGAUUCCUGCUCCACUGUUAGGAACAAGAAUCAUGUAGGAGGAGCUAAUAUUUCGGAUGGAACAGGCGCAGCAAGGGAUGGCUCAACGAUGAUCCACUGCAACGAGGCAGCCUCGCGUCGGAGGCUGCCAGACAACUCUGCUUGUCAGCUUAGUUAUAUUUAUAUAUGAACAUAUGAAGUUUGCUUUGAGUGGUGCUAGUGUGUGGAAUUUUAUUUAUGUGGACGGUGGGUAUGGGGCGAAGUGCCUCAUCCUGUUCUGGGUUUAUAUGGCCUCAGCUUCCGUGUUAUCGAACUUCUGCUAGUAACUUGAGUAACAUCAAGCUAUCGUUUUGAUCAGUGUGUGCCUUUUAUGCUCG